CAGUGAACAUCACUACUAUUAUGCACACAAAACGAGGGCCUGCCUUCCCUCUCCGCUCUGUUAUCAACUUUUGCAGAUACCUAUCUCUCUUUCCUUCUGUAUGCGCUCUUUGUGCAUUUUCAUCGUUUCACUCGCGCUCUCUCAUUCUUACAGUACAAAAACUGCCCUUUUUGAAGUCCUGAUAACUGAUGCGCUUCAGUGCCAUACCUGCAUUCAUUGCUUUUAAUCUUCCCUUUCAGGUUUCUGUUAAUAUCUUGAGUUUUUGACUUCCCAGCUAGUGUCCUCUUCCCUUCCUCGUAUCUUGUUUGAAAACAAAUACUCGUCUCUGCUUUUGCCUUGUUUUGUUCUCUUCUUAAAGAAAAGAAAGUUGAAUUUUUUUCUAUUACAAUUUCGUCUUUCAUUAUCGGGUCUUGUCUCAAUCCUAUAAUUAAAGCUUUCCCCAAGUGGGUUUUUCGUUUCUUGGAGAAAAACACUUUUAUGUUCUCAUGGCAGGAAAAGUCUGUUCUGUUUCUUGACCAAGGUGUGUGAUUUUGAGGUGAAAGGUUUUAGCUUUCUCAUACUCUUUGUUUUUUUCAUUUCCUUAACUUCUUGGAUUUCUCCAAGUGGUUUUAUGGGUACUGUUUAUUUCCCAGUGCAUAAGUUUGGAUUUUGUUGAAGCCAUUGCCUCAUUUGAAGAACUUUCUGUUUACAGGCUUGAGAAAUGGAGUUGAUUUUAUGAACUGUAUUUUAGUAUUUUGGCUCAAAAAUGGGUUCUGCGAGCUCCAAAGUUGACAAAACUGAACCUUUGGCUCUGUGCAAGGAAAGGAGGAAAUUCAUAAAGCAAGCAAUCGAUUCGAGGUACAAUCUUGCAGCAGCUCAUGUCUCUUACAUUAACUCUCUUAGAAACAUUGGUGUAGCUCUCCGGCGAUUCGCUGAAGCGGAGGUUUUGAUAGAGUCUUCUCUGUCAACAACCUCAGCCACCGAGCUUGACAAGUCUCCAUCACAUUCUUCAUACCUCUCUCCCUCUCCCUCCCACAAUGCAGAGGUCUCAGAUUCACCAUUGCACUUUGAGAGUCCAAUAUCACCACCAGUGUUGAAUAUGAGUUAUAUGAGAGCUGGUGGAGGUGGUAAUGCAGUUACUGUUAAGUUUAAUUUGAAUAAUAGUAGUGAUUUUGUAGAGGAUGAGUCGUUAGGGUUCUCCAUGCCGCCGCCGCCGCCUCCUCCUUUUGAGUCAGGUGGCUCUUGGGAUUUUUUUGAUCCAAGUGAUACUGGUGAGAGUUUUAGAUUUGUAGGGCAUGGUGACUUGGAUAUGGAGUUUGAUGAUAUUGGAGGGUGGAAUGAGUUUAGGAGUGAAAGGGUUGGUGUUGAACAUAGUGUGGUGGAUGCAAAAGGAAAAUGGACAGAAGUUGGUUUGGAUAAAAACAGUCGAGUACAUGAAGAAACUUUGAAGCCUGGUGUGGAGCAAAACGGGGUUGAAAAUUCUGGCAAUUCAAUAACUCAAAAUGGCAGUUGUAACUUCAUAGUGGAAGGUACUGCCACAUCAUCUAGAUUGAGAGCAGUUGAAGGUUCUAGUGGACAAGUACUUGUUGGUCAGAUGAGGCAUGUAGAAGAGGGGCAGAAUGUUAAUGUUUCCACCCUUGGACAAUCAGGUUCAAAGAGGGAGAAAGCAGUAGCGGUGAACAAUUUGUCUGCAGAGAGAGAGGAUCCGUCGGAGUUCAUUACGCAUAGAGCUAAGGAUUUUCUUUCAAGUAUUAAGGAUAUAGAGCAUCGCUUUUUUAGAGCCUCUGAAUCUGGCAAGGAGGUCUCCAGAAUGCUUGAGGCAAACAAUAUCAGGGUUGGAUAUACUGAGGCAAAAGGGGGGUCAUCUGCCUCAGCUAUUUUGGUGGCUGUAAAAUUUGUUUGCUGUCGUGGAAAGACUGCACUUGUUUCUCAUGAACCUAUGGAACAUAUGACUAAGGUCAUUACAUGGAAACGGACAGCAUCUUUGAGGUCAUCUUCAUCAAGAAAUCCUCUUGUCACGGCAACAAAAGAUGAUGCCUCUGAUAGUGGUAAUGAUUUUGUUGAAGAGUUCUGCAUGAUUGCAGGGAGUCAUUCUUCCACCCUUGACAGACUGUAUGCAUGGGAAAGAAAACUCUAUGAUGAAAUAAAGGCCGGUGAAUCUAUCUGGAAAGAGUAUGAUCGGAAGUGUGACCAGCUUAGGCACCAGUUUGCCAAAGAUCAAAGCGUUCAUGUGAUUGACAAAACCCGGGCUGUUGUAAAGGAUCUACAUUCACGCAUAAGAGUGGCAAUUCAUUCUGUAGAUUCAAUAUCAAAGCGGAUUGAGAAAAUAAGAGAUGAAGAGUUGCAGCCGCAACUUCUAGAGUUAAUUCAAGGGUUGAUCAGGAUGUGGAAGAACAUGCUUGAAUGCCAUCAUGCACAGUACAUCACAAUCUCAUUAGCAUACCAUUCAAGGAGAUCAACAGAAACUCCCCAGGGAGAUACUCGGAGGCAGAUUAUGUCUCAGCUUCAGCAGGAGAUUGAAUGCUUCGGUUUUAGCUUUGCAAACUGGAUUAACAGCCAUGCUUCCUAUGUGGAAGCUGUAAAUGGGUGGCUGCAAAAUUGCAUCCUGCAACCACAGGAGCGUUCCAAGAGUAGGAGGCCAUUCUCCCCUCGCCGACUCUUGGCCCCACCUUUAUUUGUUCUCUGUCGUGAUUGGUCGGCUGGGAUCAAAGGUUUGCCAUCUGAGGAACUUAAUAAUGCCAUCAGAACCCUCUUAACUGAUUUGCACCACCUAAUGGAGCAACAAGAAGAACAGUUACAAAAGGAAGACAAAGUAGUUGAUGUAAACAAUGGAGAAUCAGUAGGCAAAGAGAAUGAAAGGAAUGAUGACGUGUCAUCGAGCUUGUACUGCAUACAUGCAAUUUUGACAAAGGUUCUUGACAGACUGAACAAUUUUUCCGAGGCAUCAUUGAAAAUGUACGAGGAUAUCAGGCAGAAAACUGAAGCAGCUCGAGUGUCUUACUUGAAUUGCAGGCCGCUUAGGUGUUAAAUGUUAUUUAAUUUAGAACGUAUAAGCAUUUCCAAGUUUGUGGUUGGAAAUAGAAACUUGUACAUACGAAAUGAGUUGUUUCAAAAGGCUUUUGAGAAGCAAUAUAAUAUUUCUUGUUUGGGAGUGAA
Molecule: messenger RNA, 3135 nt
Organism: Populus trichocarpa (black cottonwood)
Lineage: Eukaryota; Viridiplantae; Streptophyta; Magnoliopsida; Malpighiales; Salicaceae
Product: protein ALTERED PHOSPHATE STARVATION RESPONSE 1
Exons: 5
Coding region: 746-3007 (753 amino acids)
Source: RefSeq, a predicted model, not a curated record